CCUUGAUUUGUAUGUCUCGGCGGCGACCGAGGCUCCACCACGGUUCCUCGUGCAUCGUACAAAUCUGGCACUCAAUGCACAUACAAGGAGACUUGGAAUCGUCAUGACGAUUGAACUGACGCCAGAUCCGGAGCUGCCAUCAUUAUCAGCGAACCCAGAGAUUCCAUUCUAAGCCUCUUACUUGCCAUCCGCUUCAUCGAGAAUCUUGUCCGCUGAGUACGACAACCUUAUAUCGCCCCCAGCAUGUCUGUCGCUACGACCGAAAUCUCUAUACUGAAGCUGAGGGAUGGUGCGAAGAAGACGGUGGAAGCUAACACGUCCACGAUGAUGGAUGUCCUACUUGCGACGGGAAACGCGCAGGACUCCAUUCACUAUGGAUCACCACUUGAGGACCCUACGUUACUCCUCGUCUUUGUAGACUGGAACAAGAAAUCAGAUCAUGACGCCUGCUCCGAAUCUGACGAUUUCGUGAACAAGGUCGUGCCUGUGCUUCAGGCGAGUCUCGGCGCUGCUCCGGCGAUCACCCAUACCCCAUUCAAGUCGGGUGGUGCCACUGCAAACACCAAACGACCCGCGUUGGAUGCCACUGGAAAACUGUACACACGCGUCACAAUUCUGAGGAUAGUGGACGAUUCCCCCGAUAAGGUUCGCAACCUCGAGAAUGACCUAGAGGAGGCGAUGUCGCGCAUCAAAGAGCCGGAGACGUUCCGGUGGGGUCAAUCGGAGGAGGAGUUCAAGGAAGUGACCCGCGAGGGGGACGAGGGGGAUGAGGAAAUUGUGUGGAGAAAGCAGUUUGCAGUCCUCGAGGGGAAAAAUACCGCCGAGGCAUUCGAUGGGGGCAUCCAGCUGGACAACACACAGGUGCUCCACUCCUUUGUCGUCAAGUUGACCACGUAUCCUAGCAAGUGAACUCACAGUAUGAAUUACUAUGAAACCCUAACGAAGAAAAGUUUGUGAGAAGCUGUACGAGUAAGUAGAUUGAGCUCUACGUGUUUUACGUGACGAAAUCAUGUAUUCCCGGGACCCUUGACCAUACGGGAGAGGCACCGAGCGGCCGGAAAAUGCUUCCGAACCUGAAACAAAAGUGAACGAAUACAAUGAUCUGCGAUUUUGG
Messenger RNA from Coniophora puteana RWD-64-598 SS2, 1114 nucleotides. RefSeq lists its product as uncharacterized. The record is from RefSeq and is a predicted model, not a curated record. Lineage: Eukaryota; Fungi; Basidiomycota; Agaricomycetes; Boletales; Coniophoraceae. Bases 244 to 909 code for a protein of 221 amino acids. The transcript is spliced from 5 exons.